This is a messenger RNA of Lachnellula hyalina, 882 nucleotides long. It is a transcript of the gene BCP1, whose product is annotated as Protein BCP1. Gene Ontology annotation, cellular component: nucleus. Bases 1 to 882 code for a protein of 293 amino acids. The transcript has 2 exons. Lineage: Eukaryota; Fungi; Ascomycota; Leotiomycetes; Helotiales; Lachnaceae. The record is from RefSeq and is a predicted model, not a curated record.
AUGGUCAAAAAGAGAGUCAGAGACCCAGAGGUCCUUGCCGACGCACCACCGGCUCAAGUGGAGGGUGAUGACAGCGGGAGUGACGAUGACGUUGACAUGGUCAAUGUGGAGUUUGAAUGGUUCAAUUUCAAGCCCGACGUCGAUUUCCACGGCCUCAAAAGUCUCCUGCGCCAACUCCUCGAUGUGGAUUCCCAGCUCUUCGACCUCUCCGCGCUCGCAGAUCUCAUUCUCUCGCAGGCCACGCUCGGCUCCACAGUCAAGGUUGAUGGUGAGGAUACAGAUGCCUACGCCUUCCUUACAAUCCUCAACUUGCACGAGCACCGAGAAAAAAAGGUCGUUAGGGAUCUAGCGCAGUAUAUUGCCGAGAAGUCCAAGUCGAAUGAAGCGCUCGCAGCGCUGAGCAGCGUCCUCGCCUCGCCCGCCUCACAGGUCGGUCUCGUGCUCGCGGAACGCAUGAUCAACGUGCCGUCUGAAGUGGCACCGCCCAUGUACGCGAUGCUCAUAGACGAGAUCGAAGCAGCGGUGGAGGAUAAAGAGCCGUACGAGUUCACGCACUACCUGAUCCUCUCGAAAACAUACAACGAGAUCGAGUCUGCGCUGGACCAGGAAGAGGCGCCGCGGACGAAGAAGAGCAAGAGCCAGGGCGGGAAGAAGGGGGGGGAGACGUUUUACUUUCAUCCCGAGGAUGAGGUGCUGCAGCGCCAUGCGCUGGCUGCGGGGGCGUUUGAGUAUACGAGGGAUGAGGGGGAGGGCAUGGCGGAUAGUAAGAGGGCGUUUCAGGAAAUGGGGAUUAAGGCACAGGGAUCUUUGAUGUUGAUUGAGACGAGCAGGUUUGAGGGGGCUGUUAAAGCUAUUGGCGAGUACCUUAGCCCUCCGCAAUAA